Molecule: messenger RNA, 2091 nt
Organism: Daktulosphaira vitifoliae (grape phylloxera)
Lineage: Eukaryota; Metazoa; Arthropoda; Insecta; Hemiptera; Phylloxeridae
Exons: 2
Coding region: 181-1890 (569 amino acids)
Source: RefSeq, a predicted model, not a curated record
UGUUAACUUGACUAAAUAAUUUUUUUUCUUGUAAUAAGUAAGAGGUGAUUUUUAAUAAUUUUUUUAAAUUAAUUAAGUCUAAUAAAAUUACAUACCAAAAUUAAAUUUUAAUAAGUUCGAAACUAAAAAUACAAUAACAUAGAUUUUUUUCCGUUAUAAGGUUGUAUCUAAGUUUUACAAAUGAGGAAAAACUGUAAAAGAGUUUUUAUAAUUUUUAUAAUAUUAAUUCAAUUGACUUUAAUUCAAAGUUCAGCAUAUUUAAAAGAUAGUCCGGUAAGAAGAGAGUAUUUUAAAUAUUUGGCUCGAGUAGUAAAUUACAUUCGUCAUCAAACAGGAUGGAACUCAAUGGAAAACGAAUUCUUGAAUUGGGACUCUGAAAAUGUUAUUAGCGUAAAAGAGUUAUUGACAUUUGAAAUUGAUGAGAAUAAUUUUUCGUGUAUUUUUAGUCACAUUGUGAGUGUAUUUAACUCUCAAUACAUAGGAAUACUACUAACUUUCGUUGAACACGUUAAUAUAUUAAUAGAAGAAUGUGAAAAAUAUUUAACAGCUCAAUUAUUUGGUAAUUUUAUUAAUUGCACAACAUUACUUGAAAUUGGAAUGAAGAAAUCUACUGUAAUGUUUGAUAGCAUAUACCAAGUAAUGUGGUUUUUGAGUUAUUUAGAUAUUAAACGCGUUUUUGUAAGAAUUGUAGGUAACCCAUAUACUGUAGUCGAUGAAGUUUAUUUGGUUAAGCAUUUUAUAGAUUCUAUUCAAAUAAAAGAUAAGACGGGUCCUGCUAACAAUCAGGAAGAAUAUAACGCCAAAGUCAAUGAAGCAAUAUUAGUAAUUUUUAAUACAAAAGAACUUAUUAAGAAUGUGACUAAGAGAGCAAUUUCUGUUUUAAAUAGAAAUAGAAAAUUAUUAAUUAUACCUCAGCGACCUGAUUUGAAGUUAAAUUACGAAUGGAUAUAUCAUUCUCAAGAAUUUAUUGAAAAUGAUUUUUUUAAUUUGGUGUUAAAUAAUUUAAAUAAAUUUUAUACACAUACAAAAAAAAUGUAUUACGAUGAUUUCAACUUCGACAUAUUACUGUACCCUAUUGCACAUAGCAUGGAUUGGCUGAUACCUCCACAAGAAGAACCAUUACCUCUUUCUACUGAAGUAGCAACUUUAAAAAUACUUGUCGAUGAAGGAAAAUGGAAAACUGUCGAUCACAUAUCAAUUAUACAUAAUAGUCUAGUUAUCAGUGCAAAUCGUAUAGUAAGAGAUCCAGUUAGUACUAUGCAUGGUUUUAAUCUAAAAAAACAAUACAUAUUACAACUGUUGAAUUGCAGGUUCUUUGAAAUAUUUUCAAAUUAUUAUUUCUAUUUAACUCCAAUUUUACAGUUUUGCAAUAAUAAAAAGCAAAACAUGAACUGUAUAAAAAACAUAUUUGAUACAAAUGAAAACUCAGAACAUUUUUUCAAUAAAAUCUAUUCGGUAGUGAAAAAAUUAAAAGAUACAUCAAUUUGGAAAGUUACUAGUGUACGUAUCUCAUUAUCAUUCAUAGAAAAGUUAUUAGAACUUGUUAUUAGAACGUUCAAGGAAAAUUAUUUGUAUGAAGCAUUAUUUAAUAAUAAAUUAAAAAUAGAUUACAUGACUAAGGUAAAUCUAUAUCUAAAAAAUAUGUCAAAACAAAAAUCAAUUUUGAACCAGCACUUAUAUUUUAAAAUGAAAUGUCAAAGACGCUGUAUAUUUAUUGGGAAAUCUAAUCCAUUUAUUAGUAAUACAAAAGAAACUGCAUUGGAAAAUAAUUAUAUUAAAAAAAUUAAUACAAUUGAUGAUCAUCUAAAUGCCUGUAUUGAAUUAUCCACAUUCUGCAAAAACUUCAUUGACAUUGAUUUUAAAGAUAUGGGAUUCGAUAAAAUCUUUUGAAAAAUAAUUAUGCUAUUUAUUAAUCUCUUAAACUGUAUUAGUUGUUGUCAUUUAUAUUAAAAAUAUAUAACUGUAUUCUUCCAAUAAUCUAAUUGUUUUAUACGGUUUAUAUAAAUUUUAUAAAAUUAUAAUCUAGUUCCAUAGAUUUUUUUUGUUUUAAAGGUUAAAUUUUGACCUUCAAUAAAAUUUAAUAAUUUUAAG